CCGCCACGCUCAGUUCGGUCGGUCUCCAGUUAGCGGACGGACGCGCGUGCAGCUCGGUUGGAAAAGUAAAACCAUGUUUCGUCGCAAGUCGGUCCUGGCCCAAGGCCUGUGUGAAGAGAAAAGCGUGUACGAGUGUCUCAACAAACUAAUGAUUGCACAAACCAGAGUUUCAGAGCAACAGCUGAGGUGGGCAAAAGCAGAAGAGAAUCCUCUCUUUCUCUGUCUGUUUGGACGACUGGCGGAGCUCACUUGGAUGGGCAAUGAACUCAUAAGACAGUUCCAGGACAAGCAAACGGAGCUGAACCGAGUGUUCAGAGACAUUGACCAGGAGGAGAAGAUUGUGGACGAGUCGCGGAAAGCUCUGCUUGCCUGUCAGACGAAAUAUCUGAAACUCCAGAAGCAGUUAGAACAUUCUAAGAAGAAGAACGAUGCAGGGAAGAUUCAGAGCAUUGAAAUUGAGCUCACAACACAAGGAAGUCUUCGAGAACAUCUCAAAGAGUCGGUGGAAAAACAAUCCCACAAACUGGAGCUCUACAAGGUUGACCUACUCAAGAAGGGGUUGAAGAGUCAAGCACAAACUUAUCUGGACAUAAGCAUCAACUACCAGGCGCUGUUCAACGCUCAGCUGCAGUUGGCCGACAUGCUGUGUCUCGAAACUCCAAGAACUCUGUUGGGAACCCUUGAAGAACCAAUGGAACAAAAUGUGGCAGAAGAGAUGAAGUUAUUCUUGUCCCAAGUGACGGAGAGUCUGAGGAUCUAUCCCCCAACCAACGGAGGAGUCAACGUGAAGAAGCUGAGCGAAGUCGGCCAGUCUCCUCCCUUUACCCGUCGCUCCAGCGCCGAAGAGGCCGUGCUAAAGAGUGGACGCAGUGCUGGAAAAACUCACCACUCUAUCUCUCAACCUAUCCUCGUAGGUUAUAAUCAGAAUGCCCCGACGGAGGAAGUGGCUCCAGUCCAGAAUGCGCUGAUCCUCCCGCAGUGCCCCAUUGUGCCUGAAGAUGUGGCGGUACUCAGUGGGGAGUACUGCGAGAUAGAGAGUCCCGGGAUUCCAGAGGAAGAUGAGGACGAGUGCUACUCAGAGCCACUCGCUAGACGGAGUGCUAUUGGUCUCGGCAGCACACAAGCUGGUGAUGGUUGUUGGAGUGUCGCUCAGCAACGUAACGGAGAGCAACAGCAAACAUCCAAAGGUGUCCUGCAAUCUCCUGGUCUCUAUCGCUCACGGGACUCUGUCACAAAUGAGGAGUCUGCAAGCUCAAGCUCGGCGGAAGACUUAAAGUCGGGAAAAGAAACAGACACAUUACGGCAGGAGACACCUUCGUUAGAGAUGCGUAUGUCCGACGAGUGUUAUGCCAACCCCGUUGAUGCCAUCAAUGAGUUCCUGCAAGGAAGAGAUGCCGAGUUCAGUUCUUUAACAGAAAGCGAACCAAACCAAAGUCCAAAGUCGAUUGUACCUCAAGUCGAAACAGAAAGCACUACCCAAUUGCUGAUUCUCAAAUCACUCGGUGAAGAGCCCUCCCUUCAAGCACAGCAGACGAGCAAAGAGAUACAACUCCAGUUAUUCCACGAGCGACUAUUCAAGGAUCAGACCUCGUCAUGUGGCCACCAGACUCCAAGCAACGGAAGCAGCGAAGUUGACACUGAUUCUAUCCACAACAGACCUCACGACUAUUCUGAGAUUGACGACGAACCAACUUACUCAAAUCCGUUUGACGCACUUGCUGAGAGCGCCUACAGGCCACCGUACCGAGUGAAGAUCGAUAAACUGAAGCGGAACGUGAGUAUGUCAGCGAGUGCUAUUCAACUCUCAAAACAGCAGUCAUCAGGGAGCAGCACGAGAUGUUCGAAUUCUCCUCCGCCUCCCCCCGUGCCAAUUAAAGACGAGAAAAAGAUCGUGGGGGGACUUAAUCACAAACCGAUGCGCUACGGGAGGCGCGGGAGUGGAGAGAAUGAACCUAGGGGAGCACCCUCCAUAGCAAGGUCUGAGAGCAGUGCAUCAGUGAGCUCAGUACCACAGCAGCAACAGCAGCGUGUGUGGGAACGACGCGAACCAGUCUGGAAGAGAAACAACAGCCGAAGGGGCUCUGAUGACGGGGCAUUCCUCCCGCAAAGACCUGGCGCAGAUCACGAGGAUAAACCAGAAGCCCCACUGUCGGUCGCCGAGCGAUUGCAUCAGCUACGCCAACGGUCGCAGUCGGACGGACUCACUGUUGACGAGGCACGUCUCCAGUCAAGACCACCCAUGCCACUUCCGAUUGAGGAACUGGAGAGGAGCGGAGGAGGUUGGGGUCAGGUGAGACUCAACGGGCAGUCACACCACGCUGCAGCCAGCAACGGUAGAGAGGAGGAAAGGGGAGGCAAGCCGCGUCCUGUGAGGCAGAAAGCGUGGCUGGAGAGGACUGUUUCAGACCAGCAUCAGUCGGUCUACUUUGCCAGACCUGGCAUGGCACACGUGGUCCCGCUCUCCGCGAGAGAAAUCGUGAAGCAACACAUUUCACAUGCUGCAUCGUAACUCAACAAGUUUAAAAUUGAGUGUGUGUGUGCAUGUAUCUCUCCAUGUCU
Geodia barretti is the source of this 2559-nucleotide messenger RNA. NCBI's taxonomy places the organism in Eukaryota, Metazoa, Porifera, Demospongiae, Tetractinellida, Geodiidae. The record is from the annotation of a GenBank genome assembly.